GCUUGUGCACCAUGUCGAGACGCAAGCAGGCGAAACCCCAGCACAUCAACUCCGAGGAGGAGCCCCCAGAUGCUGCAAGUGGGAGUCCACAAAACGCCCCAGGUGAUGGAGAUGAUGAAAUGAGUUCCAAAAGAUGCCGAACAGAGGAAACCAACAUCUGUGAGAAAUGUUGUGCAGAGUUCUUUGACCUCUCUGAAUUUCUUGAGCAUAAGAAAAAUUGCACUAAAAAUCCACCUGUCCUAAUCAUGAAUGAUAGUGAAGGAACAAUACCCCCUGAAGACUUCCCUGGAGCCUCUACAGAGAGCUUUCCAAAUGAUCGACAGGAUAGCCAGCCAGCCAAGGACAGUCAGACCAAGAGUUGCACUGGCUCUGUGGAGAAGAGAGAGGGGAAAGUUGAUACUGAAGUAGUGGGAGGAAUGUAUCUAAAAACAGAACCUCCUGUUACUCCUGCAACUCAUGGGCUAAGCUAUUUACCAAAAUCCAAAGUGCCAAACACUAAUGUGACUUUGCAGACAAUACGAGGCACUAAAGUGGCUGUGAAUCAGCGUACCUCUGACACCAUCUCUUCCUCAGCAGCCAGUUUUAAUGCUAUUCCAAUGAUCCUUGAACAGCUUGUGUGCUUGCAGCAGCAGCAACUCCAGCAAAUUCAGCUCACAGAGCAAAUCCGCAUCCAAAUUGCCAUGAUGGCUCCUCAUGCCCUACAUCCUUCAAUAGUAGCUGCUACUGAUCCACUAAAAGCUUUGGGUGCUCAGAUGUCUCAGCAGCUGUCUGCUGCUGUUGCUUUAAUUGGACAAAAAGCUGGAAGCCAAAGCCUAUCACUGGAAUCCUUGAAGCAUGGAAAACUACCUCAUUCUAACAUAGUCAUUCCAACUGCUGGCUCGGUAGCCAGUGGGCUUUCUUCUUCCUUCUCCCUGAAGCCUGAAGCAAACAGAAGCCUCCCAAGUUCUAUGUCUCGUUUUCCAAACCCUUUACUACCUCAAUCAUCUAGCUCGGUCAUCUUCCAAAACCCACUCUCUGCAGUUUCUUCAGUGAUUGAUCCCUCAAAGAAAGGCAAAGGGAAGCCCCCCAAUAUCAGCGUGUCUGAAAGCAAACCAAAUGCUGAGGAACCUUUCUUUAAACAUAAGUGCAAGUUCUGUGGCAAGGUCUUCGGCAACGAUAGUGCUUUGCAGAUACACCUCCGCUCCCACACUGGUGAAAGACCCUACAAGUGUAACAUUUGCGGUAACAGAUUUACAACCAAAGGAAACCUUAAAGUGCAUUUUCAGCGUCAUAAAGAUAAGUACCCUCACAUUAAAAUGAAUCCCUAUCCAGUACCUGAGCAUCUGGACAAUGUGCCCACUAGCAGUGGAAUCCCCUAUGGAAUGUCUGUACCACUGGAUGAGUCUAACCUAAUUGUGGACAGCAAGCCUAUUCUGACAUCACUGCCUACCUCAGUAGGCACUGGCUUGCCUCAGAAUAUCUCCAAUCUAGCAUGCAUCAAGGAGUCUCUUGCCAGCACAUUUUCAAGUGACAUGCAGCCAAGGCCUUCUCCAGAAAGUGAAGGUGGUUCUUCCUCAUCAGGAGCAGCGAGUCAUGAGUCGGGAACUGAGCAGCGCCUGAGCUCACCACAAGCUAGCUGCAGUGUGAGUGUCUUCCAUGUAAGCAGAGCAAGUGAGCAAGGUUCAGAAACAUCUAAGCUACAGCAAUUGGUUGAGAAUAUUGACAAGUCCACCACAGACCCCAAUGAGUGCCUCAUCUGUCAUAGAGUGCUGAGCUGCCAGAGUUCACUCAAAAUGCAUUACCGUACUCACACUGGAGAGAGGCCAUUCAAGUGUAAAAUUUGUGGCCGUGCCUUCUCAACAAAAGGUAACCUUAAGACUCAUUAUGGUGUCCACCGGGCAAACACCCCCCUAAAGAUGCAACAUUCCUGUCCAAUUUGUCAGAAGAAGUUUACAAAUGCAGUUGUAUUGCAGCAGCAUAUUCGCAUGCAUAUGGGGGGACAAAUUCCCAAUACACCUAUGCCGGAAAACACUUGUGAUAAUACUGAUGUGGAUCCUACUGUGACCGAGAAGAAUGGAGACCUGACUCGCCCAGGUGAGAACAUGGAAAGCAUAGAAGACAUGGAAGAAGACCUAGACUCUCAGGAUGGCCCUAGCAGCUCUUUGAAACCACCAAUUCCAUAUGAUGCACACUCAGAAUCUCCAGGCCCAGCAUUUUCAGGGAUUGCAGCUCUAGAAAACCAAAUGAAAAUGGUAAAUUCAGCUUUGAACUUGCAACGGCAAAGCAGCCUGAAGUCUAGUGACAAUGGCUCGGCAGAAAGUGAUGGCAUGACGAAUGAUUCUUCCUCUGUGGCAGGUGAUCCAGAUUAUCAAAAUGGCAGGAGUCCUGCCGCUUCUGAAUCUGCUUCAUUCCAGGCAUUGUCCCCAACCAAUAGCCAAUCUGAAAGCAUUAGGUCAAAGUCACCAAGUUUCAACAGUCAGGAAGAUGCUGGCAUGGGAAAUAAAGCUGAGGGCCCUGUAAACCAUCUUGCAGAGAUGGAAGGGGCUGGCGCUUUGGAUCUAACUUAUGGCAAUAUUGGUCGAAAGAUCAUCAAAGAAGAACCUGGGUUACACUUCCCAAAUGGAGAGUAUGGUCGCAGCAGCAUUCAUGCUGCUUUUGUCAGGGCUCCACCUGCCCUCAUAAAAGUGGAGAUGUCUAGUGAGCGUCCUAUUAGUGCUAGCCAUUUUAUUGGCCCACCAACUUUAUCACCUGGUGUUCCCCCUCUCCUGGUGCCACGGCCUAAGCUUUGCCGUCCAGCUAAACAGCACAUCUGCACUACGUGUGGGAAGAACUUCUCCUCUGCAAGUGCUCUUCAGAUUCAUGAACGGACCCAUACUGGUGAAAAGCCAUUUGCAUGUACCAUCUGUGGGAGAGCCUUUACCACAAAAGGAAACCUGAAGGUUCAUGUUGGAACUCACAUGUGGAAUAACUCUGCCAGGCGUGGAAGAAGAUUAUCCAUUGAUAAUCCCAUGGCUCUGUUGGGGAAUGAUCCAAAGAAGGUAUCUGAAAUGUUUCCAAAGGAUAUAGUGCCUCCUUCAGUGAACAUUGAUCCCACAGGGUGGAACCAGUAUGCAGCGGUACUCAGCAAUGGCUUGGCAAUGAAGACUAAUGAGAUUUCAGUGAUCCAGAGUGGUGGCAUACCUUCUCUUCCAGUCACCAUUGGGGGUGGUUCUGCAAUAAAUACUGCAACAGUCUCCAAGAUAGAUGGGUCCCAGUCUGGAAUUAGCUCAGAUAUGGAGAAAGCUGGUGGUGCUGCUGCAGACAAUGUGCCAAAACACCAGUUCCCUCACUUCAUGGAGGAAAACAAAAUUGCUGUUAGUUAG
Molecule: messenger RNA, 3341 nt
Organism: Chelonoidis abingdonii (Abingdon island giant tortoise)
Lineage: Eukaryota; Metazoa; Chordata; Testudines; Testudinidae
Source: RefSeq, a predicted model, not a curated record